AUGGGAAGAACAAGACCCAAUACAAAUAGUGAACUGAUUAAAAGAACAUCGCGUUUGUUAAAACACGAACAAUUAAAUAAAAAACAGAAAGAAGCAUAUACGUUACAUAGUAGGAAAUUUACAAAAUAUAAACGUUUACCCAUUAAUGUAUAUAGACGUAAUGCACAAUGGAGUAUUGAUUUAGCAGAUCUAAAUAGUUUGGCAAGAUUUAAUAAUCAAUAUCGUUAUCUACUCGUGUGUGUGGAUAUUUAUCCGUGUUACGCGUUCGUACAGGCGUUGAAAACCAAAACAGCUAGAAAUGUUGCGAAUAAAUUUGAAGAUAUUUUGAUAAAAGAAAAGGAAAUCCCAUUAAAAAUUCAAAGUGACGAGGGGACCGAGUUUGCACUAAUAAAAAGGGAUUUGUGUAAAAAAUACGGUUUUACACUUUUUCACACAUAUAAUCGAGAAACUAAAGCCGUUCAUGCCGAACGAUUUAUCGAAACGCUUAAACAAAGUAUUACCCGCUCAAUCACCGGAUUAGAUCAAGGUUAUAAAUAUAUCCAAAAUUUGGCACUAAUUGUUGAGCGGUAUAACGAAUCGCCUCAUAGAGGGAUAUAUAAUUUAACCCCUUUAGAUGUGUAUAGACGCGGUAAAGAACCCGACGCAUUUCAAAGGCUAAAAGCACUGUUGAAUAGUCGCACGGGAGCUGUACAACUUUUAAAACAAGGCGAGCAUGUGCGGAUUGCCCGAAUUAAAAAUAAUGUUUUUGAAAAAUCAAGUUUAAGACGUUGGGUGAAAGAGAGAUUUCGUAUUAAAAAGGUGUACAUAUCCGACCCUGUCACGUAUUCGCUUGAAGAUCUGAACGGUGAGGAAAUCAAGGGGAUAUUCUAUCAUAGCGAAUUGCAAAAGAUAUGA
This is a messenger RNA of Paramuricea clavata, 894 nucleotides long. Lineage: Eukaryota; Metazoa; Cnidaria; Anthozoa; Malacalcyonacea; Plexauridae. The record is from the annotation of a GenBank genome assembly.